CAUCGCUUACAUUCUCUAUAAAACAGAGUAUAGUCUAUACCAAAAACUAUACAUAAUUAGCAUUUAAGCACUUAGUGUCUCUUAGAUAUGGCUUCAAAGACUAUAGCAUCAACUGCCCUUCUUCUCUCCCUCAACAUUCUCUUCUUCACUUUGGUCAGCUCCACCUAUGUGCCUUGCCCACCAACACCAAAGAGCCCCGAGCCUCCUCACAAGACCCCACCCUCACCCAAGCCCGCCUCUUGCCCUAAGGAUACUCUAAAACUGGGUGGUUGUGCUGACUUGUUGAAUUUGAUGCACGCUGUUGUUGGUAACCCAGCAAAGACCCCAUGCUGCUCUCUCCUUGCGGGUUUGGCUGAUGCAGAAGCUACUGAUUGCCUCUGCACUACCCUCAAGGCCAGCGUCUUGGGCGCUAACCUUAAUAUUCCCGUUUCAUUGUCCUUGCUGCUCAAUUACUGUGGAAAAAACAUCCCUGCUGGCUACCAGUGCGCUUAAACUCCUCCUGCUUACUUUUAAUCACUCUCUUUGUAUUAGUAAUGUUUGGUCAUUUUAAUAAUCUUUUCAUGGUAUGUUUGGACUUUUGCUAGUAUGUUUAUGGGCGUGUACUCAUUCACUAAGUGUUACUACCAUAUUUAUUUUAAAGAAGGCAGGCUUCUCACCUUCUAGUCCUUAA
This is a messenger RNA of Theobroma cacao (cacao), 670 nucleotides long. NCBI's taxonomy places the organism in Eukaryota, Viridiplantae, Streptophyta, Magnoliopsida, Malvales, Malvaceae. The record is from RefSeq and is a predicted model, not a curated record.